GGAGUGCAUGCCCUCCUCCUCCUCUCCUCUUGGUUCUUGCAGACAACUCGCACCUGCAGGUUGUUCCUUUGUGUCCAAACCAAGGAAAGGCGGCAGGCUCCUCACAUUCUCCUGCCAUAUCUGCUGCCCGCUGCUCCCCCCUCUCUCUUCAAGCUAGCUUGUAGCUGGCUGCAUGCUCCUCGCGCGAGCCGUGGUGAUGGAGCACAGGAAGAAGUCGAAUUAUCUUGUUGCCCUCGUCUUGGCUUCGCUCUUGCUCUCCGCCAUGGCAGGAGGGCAUCGGAAGAAGCUUCUGAACAAAGACGACGCAUCAGAAUCAAUGGAGACAUUGGAAUCCACGCAGCAGCUGCAGGAAGACGACGAAAUGGCUGUGGUGGUCCACGAGAGAAUUCUCAGGCAGGCGAAGAUGAACGACUACGGGAGCUACGACUCUUCGCCGACCAUGGCUAAGCCUCACUUCAAGGACAUACCUAACUAGCCAGCCCCACUAGCUACUAUAUACAUUGAGGUGUUGCUUGCUAGUCGAGUCGCCCCUCCUCCGUCCUCAUACACAAGCAUACUUGCCUAAUAAAUUCCAUGUAUCAUCACCAUGCAUAUAUGUGAGAAUAUAUGUACUGCCGCUUGAUGUAUAUGUGCACAGUGCACACACUACCUACACAUGUUUAUACACGUGCAUGUUCGUCGUCGUCCAUUUCGAAAUCGAGUAUAUUUGUGUUGUAUAAUUGACUAAUAUGAAAGUUUACUAGUGGUGGACGACCUAAAGUUUUUAUCAAAGGAUGAUAUGAUCCUAAAUUUUGCUGCGGUAAAGUAUAUUUAGCAAUUCGGUAAAUAGUUGUAAUACUUGUUCCUAUUUCACUAUGCAACUACUUUCUGUUCAUAUGUGUAAUAGACUUGGCCUAAAUAAAAAAA
Messenger RNA from Zea mays, 906 nucleotides. RefSeq lists its product as uncharacterized. The record is from RefSeq and is marked validated. Lineage: Eukaryota; Viridiplantae; Streptophyta; Magnoliopsida; Poales; Poaceae. The transcript has 3 exons. Bases 173 to 475 code for a protein of 100 amino acids.